Messenger RNA from Vollenhovia emeryi, 1793 nucleotides. RefSeq names its product glutaryl-CoA dehydrogenase, mitochondrial. Gene Ontology annotation, cellular component: mitochondrial inner membrane. Lineage: Eukaryota; Metazoa; Arthropoda; Insecta; Hymenoptera; Formicidae. Bases 245 to 1525 code for a protein of 426 amino acids. Gene Ontology annotation, molecular function: fatty-acyl-CoA binding; glutaryl-CoA dehydrogenase activity; flavin adenine dinucleotide binding. The transcript has 8 exons. The record is from RefSeq and is a predicted model, not a curated record. Gene Ontology annotation, biological process: fatty acid beta-oxidation using acyl-CoA dehydrogenase; fatty-acyl-CoA biosynthetic process.
CAAUCGCAGCGAACCACUGUGUCAAGUCACGCAAUACUCUCGGCAACAGCUGACUAGCCGUCGGCUGCUACAUAGUCGAGGCAAGUUGACCGGAGGUGUCGAAUGAAGUAUUUAUGUCGAAACGCUCGCCCGAAGUCUCGGUCGCUCGGUGUGAACGCGCCUGCAGGCGCGAUUGAUAAGGGCAUUUCUCUCGGCGAGAUCAACAAAGUCGGUGUUCCGUCGCUAUCAUCAGUCGUUGCUCAACAUGGCGAGCCAUAUGCAGAGACUGCUGUUGAGGGCCGGCCGUUUGUGCCGCGUUAAUUCCACGAGGCAGAUCUCCGCCUCCGCCACGCUCCGAGGGAGACCCGCCGCCUUCAAUUGGGAGGAUCCGUUCGACCUGGAGUCGCAGCUGACGCAGGACGAGAUCCUGAUGAGGGAUCAGUUCCGUUCCUACUGUCAGGAGCAGCUCCUGCCGCGCGUGAUCGAGGCGAAUCGCAAGGAGCACUUCGACCGGGAGAUCAUAAGGGAGAUGGGUCAGCUCGGGGUGCUGGGCUGCACCAUGAAGGGUUACGGCGCCGCCGGGGUGUCCUCGGUGGCUUACGGGCUCCUCGCCAGGGAGAUCGAGAGCGUCGACAGCGGGUAUCGAUCGGCGUUGUCGGUGCAGUCCUCUCUUGCGGCCGGCGCGAUCUAUAUGUUCGGCAGCGAGACCCAGAAGGAGCGAUUUCUGCCUAAACUGGUUUCCGGGGAAAAGAUCGGCUGCUUCGGCCUGACUGAGCCCAAUCACGGUAGCGAUCCGGGAUCCAUGGAGACCAGGGCCGUUUACGAUCCCGACAAAAAGGUCUACAGAUUGAGUGGCAGCAAAACAUGGAUCACAAACUCGCCCAUCGCCGACGUAUGUGUGAUAUGGGCGAAAUGUGACGACGGUCAGAUCCGCGGGUUCAUCGUCGAGAGGGAAACUGCUGGUGAUCGAUUGUCCACUCCAAAGAUCGAGGGCAAGUUUUCUUUAAGAGCGUCCAUCACCGGCAUGAUCCUGAUGGAUAACGUGAUCGUACCGGAGGAAAAUUUAUUGAACGUUCAGGGACUCAAAGGACCGUUUAGUUGCUUGAACAACGCACGGUACGGUAUCGCCUGGGGCGCGUUUGGCGCGGCGGAGGCCUGCCUGAAGAUCGCCCGAUCUUACACCCUGGAGAGGAAUCAGUUCAAAAGACCGCUGGCGGCGAAUCAGCUCGUGCAGAAGAAACUGGCGGACAUGAUGUGCGACGUCGCGAUCGGUCUUCAGGCGUGCUUGCGAGUCGGUAGACUAAAGGACGAGAACAGAGCCGCGCCGGAAAUGAUUUCCAUCAUAAAGAGAAACUCGGCCGCCAAAGCGCUGGAGAUCGCGCGAACCGCGCGGGACUUGCUGGGCGGAAAUGGGAUCUCGGACGAGUACCACGUGAUCAGGCACGUGAUGAACUUGGAAACGGUGAACACUUACGAAGGUACAAACGAUAUUCACGCGUUGAUUCUCGGGAGAGCGAUCACCGGUAUCGCCGCGUUCUCGGGAUAAGCGGCUCGAGUGUCCGAAUGAUAAGACUGUCUUUGUACAAGCAACGUGCCAUCGAUUUUCACACUUACGAGCGUUCGACACGCUUCCGCUGUACUGUCACCGUCAACUUCUUUUUGUCUCAAGAAUCAUUAAUUACUUUUAUAACGAGAAUUUUAUUUUGUAUAGUUCGAAGCUGACGCAUUGAAUGUAUACCGUUUGAUCGAAGAGAUGAAGGUACUCCUGUCUCUCUUACGAAAGGUUGAGGGCCUAAUAAAUUUAUUGCACAAGA